AUGCUUUUGUUGCUCCGGUCAUGGUCGCCACCCCAAAGGGCUGUCGAGUUUGUGUGGGUUAUCACCUGUCGAGCUGGGGUGCGUUUCCUUGCGUCCCUGCUUGCUGUUGUCCAGAAAAGUGUGGGAACCACCAUGGCAGCCGCCAUGGCGGCUAUCACCUUGCUACUGUCGCCUUAUGCCACAAAGAGGGUGGUUGGCUUCCUUCUCCGAGUAAAGGAAUGCAGAACUGCAUGUUUCAGUCGAUGUGUGUGCGGGUGUAUGGCUGGAGUCCUUGGAAAAGGCAUUACCACCACCAUAGGGUGGUGGCUGCCACCAUCUGCCGCUACCGGCCACCACAAGAAAUUGAAAAUCACCACCAUCAGGUGGUGGUUGCCGCCUCCUACCGCCAUGUCGGGUAGCGGUGUGCUUGUCUUGUGA
Molecule: messenger RNA, 417 nt
Organism: Lactuca saligna
Lineage: Eukaryota; Viridiplantae; Streptophyta; Magnoliopsida; Asterales; Asteraceae
Source: the annotation of a GenBank genome assembly